AUGGAAGAAGAUAACCACGAAAAACAACUUGACGAUGGAGGAUCUUCAUCUCUCUUUAAGACUUGUUUCAACGCGCUUAAUGCUUUUUCAGGCAUUGGAAUAUUAUCAGUACCAUAUUCACUAGCUCGUGGAGGAUGGUUGAGUUUAUCACUUCUCUUACUCCUAGCCGCAACCGCCUUCUACACAUCUUUACUCAUAACAAAAUGCAUGAACGCGGAUCGCACCAUCAAAACGUACCCGGACAUUGGAGAGCGUGCGUUUGGUAGACCGGGAAGAAUCGUUGUGUCAGUCUUCAUGCACCUAGAACUCUACCUAGUCACUACAGGUUUCUUGAUCGUGGAAGGAGACAACCUUCACAAUCUUUUCCCAAGGUUUAACAUCAAAAUGAUCGGUUUGAGAUUGAACGGGAAACAGUCUUUCAUGGCCUCAGUGGCUCUUGUCAUCAUGCCAACUCUUUGGUGGGAUAAUCUAAGUGUUUUGUCUUAUGUUUCCAUGAGUGGUGUUUUAGCUACGGUGGUGACUCUUGGAUCAAUUUCUUGGGUUGGAGCUGUUGAUGGAAUCGGGUUUCGUCAAAGUGGAAAGCUGAUUAACUGGAGUGGUAUCCCUACGGCUAUGAGUUUGUAUGCUUUUUGCUAUGGUGCACAUCCGGUGUUGCCUACUUUGUACUCUUCAAUGAAAAGAAAACAUCAGUUCAACAAUGUUCUACUUAUAAGUUUUAUAUUAUGCACCAUAGGUUACACAUCUAUGGCGGUUUUGGGCUACUUAAUGUAUGGAUCAAACACUCUAUCGCAAAUAACAUUGAAUCUUCCGACUCAUAAGACGAGCGCAAAGGUGGCGAUAUACACAACACUCGUAAACCCCAUAGCCAAAUACGCAUUGAUGAUCACACCAACCGUGAACAUCAUCAAAAAUUGGUUUCCAGCGCGUUACGCCAAGAAAACAUACUUACAUCUCUUGAUAAGUACGUUAUGUAUAGCUAGCAGUGUGGUCAUCGCUGAGACACUUCCGUUCUUCGGUUAUAUGAUGUCACUGGUUGGAGCAUUACUGAGCGUGACGGUCUCUAUUCUUCUCCCUUGCUUAUGUUACUUGAAGAUCUCUGGAAGUUUUAAGAAGUUUGGGUUUGAGACUAUAAUUUUGUUUGGUAUGGUGGCGAUGAGUGUUCCUAUUGGAGUUUUAGGUACUUACAUUGCAAUUCGAGAGUUAGUUGUUAGUGUUUGA
Eruca vesicaria subsp. sativa (arugula) is the source of this 1218-nucleotide messenger RNA. Lineage: Eukaryota; Viridiplantae; Streptophyta; Magnoliopsida; Brassicales; Brassicaceae. The record is from the annotation of a GenBank genome assembly.